GCCGAGACCACCGCCGGUAGCAUUCCAGAUCCAUCGCUCGCCCACUCCACGCCGUAGAACGCGCUGUUCCGCCCCCACCGAUCGAGCCGCCACGCCCGACCCGGAGGCGGAUGCAGGGCCGCCCAUCCGUCUCCUCGCCGGGCCGCUAGCCGUGCCGUGCCCCGCCGGCAUGUCCUGCGGCGUGCGCGACCGCUGCUUGGAGCUGGAGCGCGCCAUCGUUGGCCGCGUUAGCUCGGGAAAAAGCCUCGGUCUCGAUGACGCCGUCAAGAUGUUCGACGAAUUGCUCCCCCACGCCAGGCCGGCCUCGGUUCGCGCCUUCAACCACCUCCUUACCUCCAUCUUUCGCGCCCAGGGAAGGGGCUCCUCGACCUCCGCGCUCGUCGUGUCCCUCUUCAACCGGAUGGUCCGUGCCUCCCCGAACAAGGUGGCUCCCAAUGGGUCCACCUACAACAUCCUCAUCGGUUGCUUCUGCCGCAUGGGACGCCUGGAGCUUGGUUUCGCCUCCUUUGGCCUCGUCCUCAAGGCGGGCUGGAGGGUGCAAACAGUCAUCAAUCCGCUUCUCAAAGGUCUCUGUGACACAAAGAGGGUGGAUGAGGCCAUGGACAUAUUACUCCGACGAAUGCCCGAGUUUGGCUGCCCACCAAAUGUCGUGGCGUACAGCAUCGUCAUCAAUGGCUUAUUUAGAGAGGGUCAGGUGGACAAAGCUUACAACCUAUUUCGUGAAAUCGAUAACCAGGGGAUUUUGCCAACUGUUGUGACCUACAACACAGUCAUCAAUGGCCUGUGCAAAGCUCAAGCUGUUGACAGGGCCGAGGGUGUCCUUCGGCAGAUGGUUCAUAAAGGCGUUAAGCCAGACAAUCAGACAUAUAAUUGUCUGAUCCAUGGACAUUGCUCUUCAGGACUGGGGAAAGAGGUGGUUCGAAUGCUCAAAGAAAUGUCCGCACAUGGUUAUCAGCCAGAUAUUGUCACUUGUAAUUUGCUGCUGGAUUACCUUUGCAAGAGUGGAAGAUGCACAGAGGCUAGAAAGAUUUUUGAUUCUAUGAUUGAAAAGGGCACAAAACCUAAUGUAACUACAUAUGGUGUUCUGCUUCAUGGUUAUGCUACCAAAGGAGCUCUUUCUGACAUGCAUGGCCUCCUGGAUUUGAUGGUAGAAAAUGGUGUUUCACCUGACCAUCGUACCUUUAGCAUAGUUCUCUGGGCGUAUGGUAAAGGUGGUAUGAUAAAUGAGGCAAUGCGUAUCUUUGACCAAAUGAGGCAGCAAGGGUUGAGUCCUGAUGGAGUAAACAAUGGAGCAUUAAUAGAUGCACUUUGCAAGUCGGGAAGAGUGGACGAGGCUAUGCUCAAAUUUAAUCAGAUGAUCUAUGAAGGAGUGACUCCUAAUAUCAUUAUUUUUAACUCACUAGUUUAUGGACUGUGCACUGUCGGCAAAUGGGAGAAGGCUAAUGAAUUAUUUUCUGAAAUGCUGAAUCAAGGGAUCCAUCCCAAUGCCUUGUUCUUCAACACAAUAAUGUGUAACCUUUGCAGAGAAGGACGAGUCACGGAAGCCCAGAGUCUCCUUGACUUGAUGGUGUGUGUAGGUGUGAGACCUGAUGUUAUCUCAUAUACUACGUUAAUGGAUGGCCACUGCUUAGCUGGUAGGAUGAAGGAAGCUAUGAAGUUACUUGAUGAUAUGGUCCGAGUUGGCUUGAAACCAGAUGCCUUUUCUUAUAAUACUUUGCUUCAUGGCUAUUGUAGAGCUGGCAGGAUAGAUGAUGCAGUUAGACUAUUCAGAGAAAUGUUAAGCAAUGAAGUUAGGCCUGGAAUUGUCACUUAUAGCAUGGUACUUCAGGGUUUAUUUCGGUCUGGGAAAAUUUCUGAAGCAAAAGAACUCUAUCCCAAUAUGAUCAAUAGUGGAGUACAGUUGGACAUUUACACGUACAACAUAAUUCUGGAUGGUCUUUGCAAAAAUAAUUGUGUUGAUGAGGCAUUUAAAAUAUUUCAGAGUUUAUGUUCUAAGGGUUUUCAACUACACAUUAUUACCUUCAACAUUAUGAUUGAUGCUUUUCUCAAAAGUGGCAGAAAGGAAGAUGCUAUGGAUAUGUUCACUGCUAUCUCUGCCCAUGGUUUAGUUCCAAGUGUUGUGACCUAUCGCUUAAUGAUACAAAAUCUCAUCAAAGAAGGAUUGCUAGAAGAGUCUGACAAUCUGUUUUUAGCAAUGGAAAAGAGUGGAUGCACUCCAGACUCAUGUAUGCUAAAUUCUCUUGUUAGGAGGCUGUUGCAUAGAGGUGAGAUAAUGAGGGCUGGGGCUUACCUCUCCAAAAUUGAUGAGAUGAACUUCUCACUUGAGGCAGCCACUACUUCCUUGCUAAUAUCAGUUUUCUCGAGGGAGGAAUAUCAGCACCAUGCAAAGUCCCUGCCUGAAAAGUAUCAUUUUCUUGAGGCUGUCAAUAAAUGAGGAUUUUUUCAGAGGAAUUGGAUUCUCAACUGUGUUGAGACAUCUUUUAUGUGGCGCAUAAAUUUGUUGGAGUGAUUAUGUCUAUCCAUUGCAGUGAAUAUUUCUGUCUCAUGCUCUAAGUUACUUGCCAUAUUCUGUGGUCUCCUUUGUUUAGAGAAAUGUUAUCAUGAUAGUGCUCUUCAGUAUCAAGUUUAUCACCAAGUAAAAAUUAUCUUGUUUUCAGUUGCACUUAUAUUUACAACAGGGAUCAAUUUACAUGUUGAUGGUUCAAGAAGCUGUAUUAUCUAUGUGUUACUUGUUGGCACUCUUUUUUAUGACUUCAGUUGAAUAUUGUGUUUGGGAAGUUGCAUACUUGGAUGAAGUUGAAUAUUUGAUGCCACUUGAAAGGCUGGGCGCUUCCAACAACUGUAGCCCUUUAAAGGUUGGCACACUCCUUCCUUAAUAACUCCAUUGUCGAAUCAUGCUUUCUUUGUUCACUUUUCAUGUUUCACAUAUUGAGUAAUGUUUCUGAUGCUUCGAGUUCCUUGUUUGUUCGGUUGGUUUUUGUUUUCUGCGGCUAUGCCUGCACCGGUUGCUACUGGGGAGUCCAUGGUAAAUUACCUUGAAAAAUGCAGCAGUACUCUCCAUGUAUUGCACAUAUUGUUUGUAUUUACUUCUGUAUUCGACCACCCUCCAAAGGUCGGGCCUUCCUGUAGUUCCAAGAUAUUGUGUAUGUGCUUUAUGGAUGUCCCUGACUCCUUGCAUGGGUUGCAGUUCUAUGUCCAUACAAGAGCAGUGGAAGUUCCCAGUAUGGCAGUAUGUCUGUUUACAGUAUCAAUUUUUGUAAGUCUCCUGGUCAUCUGAACUCAAAAAAAUUUCAUGAUAGCAUCUUUAGCGUGUGUUCAGGAUCAGGCAUGUCUUUUGCUUGCACUUAGAAUGGUUGUAAUUCCAGAGCAAUGAAGUGAGACUUUGUG
This is a messenger RNA of Panicum hallii, 3387 nucleotides long. Its product is annotated as protein Rf1, mitochondrial-like. The coding region runs from base 170 to 2434 and encodes 754 amino acids. Lineage: Eukaryota; Viridiplantae; Streptophyta; Magnoliopsida; Poales; Poaceae. Gene Ontology annotation, molecular function: protein binding. The record is from RefSeq and is a predicted model, not a curated record. The transcript has 2 exons.